This is a messenger RNA of Suillus fuscotomentosus, 2782 nucleotides long. RefSeq lists its product as uncharacterized. The transcript is spliced from 14 exons. NCBI's taxonomy places the organism in Eukaryota, Fungi, Basidiomycota, Agaricomycetes, Boletales, Suillaceae. The coding region runs from base 91 to 2628 and encodes 845 amino acids. Gene Ontology annotation, molecular function: carboxypeptidase activity. The record is from RefSeq and is a predicted model, not a curated record.
GUCCUAUUCACACAAACAUGAAGUCGUUCUCACCACGUCUUAUCGUGAACGUCCUUGAAUCCUUGUAAAAGCAGGGACUCCACAUCUGUCAUGGACGAGAAGUCCUUCCACGUCGACGAUACAUCAGUGCAAUGGGCCAUUCCAGUUCCCGUUACACACCAACCAGCUGUUACCUCUCCCUACAAGAAAUGGGGGCGUCGUCUUGCUCUCUUACUCACUUUUAUGUUCACAGUCCAUUUUUUGAGUGACGUUAAGCGUCCUCGCCAUCAUGAACACGAGGGACAAGAUUAUGGGAUGCUGAAUGCGCUGAUGCGCCAUGCUCCAAAGAAAGGUAGUGUUCUGAGAGGCAAGAAAGCGGAGCAACUGUUCUUGUCUGUACCAGAUACAGACAGUGCCAUCACCACAUCCCGAGUGUAUGCGGACAAGCCCCAUAUGGCCGGGAGCGAAGGUGAUUUUGACACUGCGAAAUAUUUCCUUGCGCACCUACAGGAAGAACUUCAAAUUGAUCGCUCAUCUUCCGACAUCCCACUAUACUCGGCCGGUUCCCGUGAAUCUCGCGAGGCAACGUUAUCAAUUUCAUCCCUCGACGAACCAAAGGCUUGGGUUGACACUUAUUACCCUAUCCUGAACAGCCCUUUGGAUCGUAGCCUGGAGAUUCUCGGAGAUGACGGGAACGCUGUCUGGUCUGCUCAGCUCGAAGAGGUCGCUGAUGAAACUGAUCCUUACGCCUUCAAGUCCGCGAAUGCCGUCCCGACGUGGCAUGGCAUUAGCAGAGGGGGACAGGCUGAAGGGAAGCUGAUUCAUGCACAUUAUGGAAGAAAACAGGAUUUCGACGCGCUCGUAGAAGCUGGUGUUGACUUCAGCGGAAAGAUCGUCCUCACUCGCUACGGUGGUAACUUCAGGGGUCUAAAGGUCAAACGAGCUCAGGAGCUUGGUGCUGCCGCUGUUCUGGUUUACUCAGACCCUCAUGACGAUGGCACAGUGACAGUUGAAAAUGGAUAUGUUCCCUACCCACACGGGCCUGCACGCAACCCAACCUCCGUGCAACGCGGUUCCGUGCAAUUCUUGUCGCUAUAUCCCGGAGAUCCCUCAACCCCUGGGUACCCCUCGUAUGAAAACAGCACGAGAGUUGAAGGAGGAAGCAAACCGACCAUCCCGAGUUUGCCAAUUUCUUGGGCCAAUGCCGAAGUCCUUCUGAAACACUUGGAGGACGGCCACGAAGGCCCAACUGUUCGUCUUGUGAACAACGUGGAUGAAAAGGUUACCCCCAUCUGGAACGUGAUGGGUGUUAUUCCCGGCCACGUCAAGAGCGAGGUAGUUGUGAUAGGUGCCCACCGAGAUGCUUGGGUCACGGGAGCCAGUGAUCCAAUCUCAGGCACUGUGUCUCUUUCAGAGGUAAUUCGUGGCUUUGGGGUCCUAUUAAAGGAAGGAUGGAAGCCCCUGAGGACGAUUCUUAUUACAAGCUGGGAUGGUGAAGAAUUUGGGUUGAUUGGCAGCACAGAAUGGGGCGAAGAUUUCUCGGAGUGGAUCAAGAACCAUGUUGUGGCUUACGUUAACAUGGACACUUCUGCAUCAGGCUCCCGUUUCAAGGCUUCAGGAUCUCCCUUGCUUGCGCAUCUCUUUCGUGAAACGGCGGAGCAGAUUCCCCACCCUACCUCUGAGGAACGAAGCCUUUGGGAUGCUCGCGGAGAUUCUGGAACGCUUUUCGGCGAGCAUACGAAUGCCGAAAUUGCUGCGAUGCAUAAAAAUAAACGUUUGACAGCUGAUAGUAUCGGAGUGAGUCCCUUGGGAUCUGGGAGUGAUUAUACCGUCUUCUUGCAAUACCAUGGUGUACCGAGUACUGACAAUGGAUUCACCUCGACGCGACACGAUCCUGUGUAUCACUACCACUCGAUUUUUGACUCUCAGUAUUGGCAAGAGCUAUACGGUGAUCCUGGUUUCUCUCGUCAUGUUGCUAUUGCCAAACAUACUGGCCUACAAGUGCUUCGUCUAUCUGGCGACAUUAUUUUACCGCUCAACACUACCCAUUACUCCAUUGAGUUGGAAUCAUACCUCGACAAGGUUGCUUCUAUUGCAGCCGCUGGCUCAUAUGACGUCGAUCUGUCUCCUCUCCGAGACUCCCUUCACGCUUUGCAGAGUGCCAGUUUAGAGCUGGACUCUGCAAAGACCAAAGCGGAGCGUAAACUCCGUAAGAUCCUCAAGCAAAUGAAAAAGAAGCAUGCUAUCCGCCACAAGAUUCGUCGCAAGAUUCACAAGGCUAGCUGCAAACUCAAGAAGGUAUUUGGAAAGCACCAGUGCGAAUCGAAAGACAAGCACGAAGACAUGGAGAGGCAACACUCUCAUAGACCACCCAGUCGACACCUUGUCAAAGCUAUUCAACGUGUGCAAGCUGUGAAUAAACGAUUGAUCGCUUUUGAACGUAGCUUCAUUUCGAAGGACGGCAUUAAAGAUCGUGAGUGGUACAAGCACUUGGGCGUAGCUCCUGGCAAGUGGUCAGGCUAUGGCGCCACCACUUUCCCGGGGAUCACUGAGGCACUUACCAUGGACAAAAAUGCAACCGCUGCUGCCUACGAAGCGGGGAGAUUGAAAGUGCUGAUCGAUAACCUUCUUGAUACUAUUCGCCUGUGAAUAUAGAUCAUCAUCAGAAAUCCGAGUCCUAUGUACUAUAUAUGACCAGGCAUAGGAUCUGUGAUAUUCUGCAAGCUCCCUCGAUCCUUGUGUUCAUUAGAGCAUCUUAACAACUGUUUGAACUAGCACUUGUAUAAAGUCGCUACUCUGAGAA